CUUUGUCACUCCAUUCAAACCUCUCUCAUCCCAAACUCUCUCCUGUAUAUAUACCCUCCCCUCCCCCUCUUCCUCCUCAUCACCCCUCCUCUCUCUCCCUCUCUCCCAACGCCAACGGCAACGCGAUCGUUCCAUUCUCCCAUCCCAACUCGGCAAUUCGCCACGCAAACCUUCGAAUUGGUACCAGUCAUCUCAUCUUUCGCGAUGCGAACUCUCACAGCAUGGUCCUCUGCUUCUUCUUCUUCUGCUUCCAUACACCGCGGCGGCCUCGCCGCGGCGGCGGGGCCGAGGACGCCGCGCAAUUCGGUCCGGUUCGCGCCCCGCGUGGCGGAGGCGUCAGCGGCCGCGGACUCGGUCCUGAGCGCGCCCACGAGCACCGUGGGCCACGUGCCGCCGAAGCCGACGGGCACAGUCCCCAUUGCCCCCGCGCCGGCGCGGCGUAGUACCAACAAGGCAGAGGAGUUCGGCGAGGAGAAAGGCUUCAACUUUCUGCAGCGCGCGGCCGCGGCGGCGCUGGACGCGUUCGAGGCGGGGUUCAUCACGAACCUGCUCGAGAAGCCGCACGCGCUCCCAAGCACGGCCGACCCCGCCGUGCAGAUCGCCGGGAACUUCGCGCCCGUCGGGGAGCAGCAGCCGGUGCGGGCGCUCCCGGUCUCCGGGCGCAUCCCGCCCUUCAUCAACGGUAUGUACGCGCGCAACGGCGCAAACCCGCACUUCCAGCCCACCGCUGGGCACCACCUGUUCGACGGCGACGGCAUGGUGCACGCCGUCCGCAUCCGCAACGGCGCCGCCGAGUCCUACGCGUGCCGGUUCACCGAGACCGCGCGCCUCAGGCAGGAGCGCGCGCUCGGGCGGCCCGUCUUCCCCAAGGCCAUCGGCGAGCUCCACGGCCACUCCGGGAUCGCGCGCCUCGCGCUCUUCUACGCGCGCGGUCUUUGCGGCCUCGUCGACCCCACACACGGCACCGGCGUCGCCAACGCCGGGCUCGUCUACUUCAACGGCCGCCUCCUCGCCAUGUCCGAGGACGACCUCCCGUACCAGGUCCGCGUCACCGACGACGGCGAUCUCGAGACAGUCGGCCGAUACGACUUCGACGGCCAGCUCGGCUGCGCCAUGAUUGCGCAUCCCAAGCUGGACCCGGCCUCCGGCGAGCUCUUCGCGCUCAGCUACGACGUGAUCAAGAAGCCGUAUUUGAAGUACUUCUACUUCAAGCCCGACGGCACCAAGUCCCCUGAGGUGGAGAUCGAGCUGGACCAGCCCACCAUGAUCCACGACUUCGCCAUCACCGAGAACUUCGUCGUCGUGCCCGACCACCAGGUGGUGUUCAAGCUCGCCGAGAUGUUCCGCGGCGGCUCCCCCGUGGUGCUCGACAAGGAGAAGACCUCCCGCUUCGGCGUGCUGCCCAAGUACGCCAAGGACUCGUCGGAGAUGGUGUGGGUGGACGUGCCGGACUGCUUCUGCUUCCACCUCUGGAACGCGUGGGAGGAGCCGGAGACCGACGAGGUGGUGGUGGUGGGGUCCUGCAUGACACCAGCCGACUCCAUCUUCAACGAGUCAGAGGAGGAGCCCCUCGAGAGCGUGCUCACCGAGAUCCGGCUCAACACGCGCACUGGCGAGUCAGCGCGGCGCGUCGUGCUGCCGCCGUCGAGCCAGGUGAACCUGGAGGUGGGUAUGGUGAACCGCAACAUGCUGGGCCGCAAGACGCGGUACGCAUACCUCGCCGUCGCCGAGCCGUGGCCCAAGGUGUCCGGGUUCGCCAAGGUAGACCUGGCCACCGGCGAGCUGACCAAGUUCGAGUACGGCGAGGGCCGGUUCGGCGGCGAGCCCUGCUUAGUGCCGACCGAGGGCGCGCCCGCCCGCGGCGAGGACGACGGGUACAUCCUCUCGUUCGUCCGGGACGAGCGCGCUGGCACCUCGGAGCUCCUGGUCGUGAACGCCGCCGACAUGCGUCUGGAGGCCACCGUCCAGCUGCCCUCCCGCGUCCCGUACGGCUUCCACGGCACAUUCGUCGCCGCCAGUGAGCUCGAGGCCCAGGCCUGAGCUCCGAGCAGAGCAACCAACCAACCAUGGUUUCUUGAUUCCUUGGUUCUUCUUUCCACCUCCCCGAUCCAUCGCUGCUCCACUCCACUCCUGGCUUCUUGGAGCUGCCUGGAAGCAGAGGAGGGAGACGGACGAAGCAGGGGAGGAGAAAUUGGAGGGAACGGCUUUACCAGAGGGAGCCUGAGGCGUACAUAGGAGAUCCCCGGAGCCUUGUCCCCCAUGCAUUGCACACAGUCAUUCUCACAGUUACAGUUAUUAGCGGUUACCAUUGGUUACUUUCUCUUUCCCAUGUGUUUUACAUGGUUAGUCGAUCACACUAGAGAGAAGGGGCCAGCUUGCAGCUUUUGCACCGGUGUGCUUGUACAGAAGGGUGCCAACAGCUCAGCUGGUCUCUGUUUCACCUUCUCCUUCCUGCCUGGAGAUGGUAGUAGUAGUAGUAGAUAGUGAUUGUAAUACCCUAGUAUUGUUAGAAAUGCUGAUAUUGAUUGCAGGCCUCGUGUGAGGAUAAAGUUUGAUUUUUAAA
Molecule: messenger RNA, 2563 nt
Organism: Phragmites australis (common reed)
Lineage: Eukaryota; Viridiplantae; Streptophyta; Magnoliopsida; Poales; Poaceae
Product: 9-cis-epoxycarotenoid dioxygenase NCED5, chloroplastic-like
Exons: 1
Coding region: 205-2040 (611 amino acids)
Biological process (GO): carotene catabolic process
Cellular component (GO): chloroplast stroma
Molecular function (GO): carotenoid dioxygenase activity
Source: RefSeq, a predicted model, not a curated record